UAAGCAAAUAAAGAAAGCAAGCAAAGUAAACAUAAAUUAGUUAAAUUAUAGGAAUAGUUACCCAAAAAUCACACUAGUAAAUUCUUCAAACUUUACAUAAACAAGCAAGUUGGGCAACUCAGAGCCAGAGACCAGAGUAGACCAGAGAAGGCAGCCCCCACUUUCAGAGGGCCAUCUUCUCCAACGUCUCCCUCUUUCUCUCUCUCUUUCAAUCUAUUCUCUUAUCUGCUUUCUCUCUCCAGAAUCUUCCAGAUCCUGUUAUUACAAAAUUGUUUAAUUGGGUAGCUUGAACUUUACUUGUUCUGCUUGGAUCUGUUGAGCGUGGAAAUUUUGCUGAUAUAGCGCCGUAUAAUGUAGAUGUAUCUUGUUACUCAAGUUGAGUUUUAUUGUCAAAUUUGAACCUUUAGUAGCUAAAGAGUGGUUCUUUAUUCCGUUUGAAUUUUGACUUUUGAGUUUGGUUUUGGUACUGGGGUGGUUGUGAAGCUUCGAACUUCAAACGUUGAAUUGUAUUUUGUGUACUCAUUUCUUUUGAAGAAGGUAGCGCAAAAGCUUGGCGAAAAUUGACCAACUUUACAUAGAAGCAACUUUGUCUUCUGUCCCCUACAGUAUUUGCUUAAGUCCUAAUUCUGGAAUUGUAGUUUUGAAAUGGCUGUUGGCAAAAACAGUAGCAACACUGGACAAAUAACUCAGCCAUGCCGUUGUUUCAAGGUGGCGGACUUAAAGGAAACUAUCUUGGAUGCUACUGAGACAUCUGAUUUAAAAGAUCGUUAUGUUUUAGGAGAUCAAUUGGGUUGGGGACAGUUCGGUGUGAUCAGGGCGUGUGCUGAUAAGUUUACAGGAGAGUUAUUGGCGUGCAAAUCAAUUUCCAAAGAAAGGCUGGUAACCCAAGAUGAUGUUCGAAGUGUGAAACUUGAAAUCGAGAUCAUGAGCAAGUUAUCGGGUCAUCCUCAUGUGGUUGAUCUCAAGGCAGUUUAUGAGGAAGAAGAUUAUGUCCAUUUGGUGAUGGAGCUCUGUGCUGGUGGGGAGUUGUUCCACCGAUUGGAGGAAAAAGGAAGGUAUCCUGAGUCUCAGGCCAAGAUCAUAUUUUGGCAUCUAAUGCAGGUAGUCUCGUAUUGCCAUGAUAAUGGUGUAGUUCAUAGAGAUUUGAAGCCUGAGAAUAUUCUUAUGGCAACCAAGUCAUCUUCUUCACCAAUCAAGCUAGCUGAUUUUGGUCUUGCUACUUAUAUUAAGCCAGGGCAGAGCUUGCAUGGGACAGUGGGGAGUCCGUUCUAUAUAGCUCCUGAAGUUCUGUCUGGAGGUUACACCCAAGCUGCUGAUGUAUGGAGUGCUGGUGUGAUUCUCUACAUUCUUUUGAGUGCUAUGCCGCCGUUUUGGGGUAAGACAAAGUCAAGGAUUUUUGAAGCAGUUCGAGCAGCUGAUCUGCGCUUCCCAUCUGAACCGUGGGACCGAGUAUCAAAAUCUGCCCAGGAACUGAUCAAGAAAAUGCUCUGCAUAGAUCCAUUGAAGCGCUUGACAGCUGAGCAAGUUUUAGCUCACUCGUGGAUGGAAGAGAUUUCUUCAGCCACUGAAGAUUCACAUGAACAUGAUGGUUUUAGCUCCAGGCAAUUAAAAACUCGAGAUAGCUCAUUUAUAGCCAGAGAUCAUGAUAUUAGCUUUGGCACUGGAUCAGCAGUAAACUGUGAGCCUCAAUCACCAACAUUUACAUGCAGAUCAUCUUUCUCGGCGUUUUUUGUGGAGCCAUCCACACCCACCCUCAUAUCAAGUGGAUUCUCUUUCCGUAGCAGUGGGGAUUUCUCUGCUAUUGAGUUUGUUUCGCCCAUUCCUUCCAUGCCUAGUUUCACAUUUUUCAGCCCUAGCUCAGUAGCUGAGCAUGGAAGUCAACAUGGGAGGUUUUCGAGCGACAGAGAAAGCACUGAUGAAAUUCAUGCAGGAGAGGAUGUCUUGGAGAAACAAUCUGAAUCACCCGAUUCUUCCCUGAGCUCAGAAACUGAUGCUAGGGACCUGGAUCAGAAGUCAGCAGACUCUAAGAAGAGUGUAGGGACAGGCUUGAGGAUUUUUGGUAUCCACAGCAAGAGAAAUAGAACGAUUGGGCUUGGAGAGUUUGACCAGCUUGAUAUUGUGGUGACUGAAUCAGUUAUCCGAUGGGCUUCAUGCACCAACUUACCUACUGGAUCAUCACUCAGGGCUUCUCUUGUAUGCUGAUGGUCUUGGACCAACCCAUAUAUAUCGAUAAUAUCAUAUAUCAUGAUACAAAGUUGGACAACAUGCAACCGUGUGGAUCCUGCUGCUCUUGUAAAAGAUUAAUUUACAAGGGGUUGAAAUUGUGUGUACUGCUGUUGAUGAUAAUUCUAAGUUAGAAAGCUAAUGUUAACGGUUAGAUUGCAAUGAAUCUGCAGAGAAAAAAGAGCAGAUUCUUCUUCAAAAUGUGUAAAGCAUGGAUUUUGAAGGCACUGAUUUCCUGAACUUUUUUGGGUCAUAAUUUUACAAAUGUAUAGAAAGCUUUUUUGUUCUCAUUA
Messenger RNA from Chenopodium quinoa (quinoa), 2516 nucleotides. Its product is annotated as calcium-dependent protein kinase 26-like. Gene Ontology annotation, biological process: protein autophosphorylation; peptidyl-serine phosphorylation; intracellular signal transduction. The record is from RefSeq and is a predicted model, not a curated record. Gene Ontology annotation, cellular component: nucleus; cytoplasm. Bases 646 to 2202 code for a protein of 518 amino acids. Gene Ontology annotation, molecular function: ATP binding; calcium/calmodulin-dependent protein kinase activity; calcium-dependent protein serine/threonine kinase activity. The transcript has 5 exons. Lineage: Eukaryota; Viridiplantae; Streptophyta; Magnoliopsida; Caryophyllales; Amaranthaceae.